Molecule: messenger RNA, 4996 nt
Organism: Vespa velutina
Lineage: Eukaryota; Metazoa; Arthropoda; Insecta; Hymenoptera; Vespidae
Product: MAP kinase-interacting serine/threonine-protein kinase 1
Exons: 5
Coding region: 1186-2763 (525 amino acids)
Biological process (GO): peptidyl-serine phosphorylation; intracellular signal transduction; protein autophosphorylation
Cellular component (GO): cytoplasm; nucleus
Molecular function (GO): calcium-dependent protein serine/threonine kinase activity; ATP binding; calcium/calmodulin-dependent protein kinase activity
Source: RefSeq, a predicted model, not a curated record
AUGCAGCCAUCUUGUCGAACUCAGUCGGAAACCAACUGCCGAGCAGUGAGGGACGGUGAACGAGAAGACCAGAUGUGUUAGCCGAAGGAUUUUUAAUGCGCUUCCGAGCCAGACUACCGCUACGUGCGAGAGGCUGUGUGAUAGCGACAACGGAGGAACGACCAUCGCGGGAUUUUCGCGUGCGGAAAGCCCCGUUAAAUCCGAUUAAAAACCUUCAGAGGAUCGGCGAAGGGGUGCAGCAGCAGCAGCAGCAGCAGCAACAGCAGGAGGAGGAGGAAGAGGAGGAGGAGAAGAUAGAAGAGAGUUUUGGUUUAGUAGCAAGAGUUUUCGGCGGACGAUUAACGGAGGGUUGAAAGCGCGUUUUAACCUUCUCGUCGUCGACGUCGUAGCAAGAGAGUUAGAGGCUUGGCCGUUUGAUCGUUUGGUUGACAGAAAGAGAGAGACAGAGAGAGAGAGAGAGAGAGAGAGAGAGAGAGAAAGAGAGCCAACGAGAGAAAGAAAGACAGAAAGAAAGAUAUACGAGUAUCACCGUCGAGUGAGACGACGAGGUUUUGUCGGAGAAAGAUAUAAAAGAGAAAUAUAGAGAUCGAGUGCAGUGUCAAAGUCUGUGAUAGUAUUUAUUCAAAGGAUUUCGAAUAUACAACAGCGACGACGACGGCGUUUAACAUCGGUCGACGGUAAAAGAAAAAAAAGAAGAAAAAAAGAAAAAAAAUAAAAUAAAUCGCGCGCGUCGAACAAGCGAAAGAUUUAGAUAGGCUUUAUAUAUUUAUUUAUAUCUGUGAUAUCUACACUGAUAUACAUCGAUCUGAUUCGGACGGCGUAUCCAUCGGAGAAAGUGGAAAAGGAUCAUCGAAUCGUAGACGUCGCGCGAACACGAGGAAGAGAUUUUCACGAUAUACAUAUAUAUAUAUACAUAUAUAUAUAUAUAUAUUAUAAGAGGAUCGUCGUAGGGAGAAAAAAGAGAGAUUAUAUCAGUAUCUUAGCAGAUAGGCGUUUUUUGUAUAUACGACUGACUCUUUUUUACAAUUAUUAAUACUGGUGCGAAAUCGCCAAAAGAGGGAGAGAGAGAGAGAGAGAGAGAGAGAGAGAGAGAGAGAGAGGGAGAAGAGCAGAAGAAGAAGGAGAGAUUAAGUGAGAAAUCGAAUUUUCCUAGCGCCGAACGAAAGUUUACGUACGUGAACGAAAAUGGUGGAGAGACUAGUGGAAGAACGCAAGAGCAGCUUUCAAGCGAACGGCCGAGGCGAUGGUAAUUGUAGAGACGUCGCCUCGACUGGAGAAUCUAUGAGCGCGGUACAAGCGCGUCAAGAAGAGGCAAGACGCAAAAGACGCAGGAAGAAACGUUCUGGAUCGUCCCUAGUGUCCUCUUGUUUCCAAGAUUUGUACAAAUUGACGGGAGAGGUGCUUGGAGAAGGAGCCUAUGCCUCGGUUCAAUCGUGUACAUCCCUGUACACGGAUUUGGAAUAUGCCGUGAAGAUCAUCGAUAAGAUUCCUGGACAUGCGCGUGCUAGAGUUUUCAAGGAAGUCGAGACAUUCCACCAUUGCCAGGGACAUCCUAAUAUCAUACAGUUGAUUGAAUUUUUCGAAGACGAGGAAAAGUUUUAUCUCGUUUUUGAAAAAAUCAAUGGCGGUCAACUAUUGAACAGGAUUCAAGAGAAGGUGCACUUUAGUGAGAGAGAAGCAAGUCAAAUCGUCAGUGAGAUCGCCAGUGCUUUAAAUUUCCUUCAUAAGAAGGGAAUCGCACACAGGGAUCUCAAGCCGGAAAACAUCUUAUGCGUAUAUCCGGACAAAUUAACUCCUAUCAAAGUAUGCGAUUUUGACUUGGGUUCCGGUAUAAAAUUCAACAAUUCACUAUCCAGUCCUGUAGCAACGCCACAAUUAUUGACGCCAGUUGGAAGCGCCGAAUUCAUGGCUCCGGAAGUAGUCGAGGCAUUCAUAGGCGAAACAAAUUAUUACGACAAACGUUGCGAUCUUUGGAGUCUCGGCGUGAUAAUGUAUAUUUUGUUAUGUGGCUAUCCGCCUUUCUACGGGAACUGCGGCACCGAUUGCGGUUGGGAGAGAGGAGAAAAUUGUCAGGCUUGUCAGGAAUUGCUAUUUACCAGUAUUCAAGAGGGAAGGUACGAAUUUCCUGACAAAGAAUGGAGAAAUAUAUCCGAGGACGCGAAGGAUUUAAUUAGAGGCUUGCUAGUAAAGGAGGCUCAUCAAAGGCUCAGUGCGGAAUGCAUUUUGAAACAUCCAUGGAUUAAUCCUGGGCCAGCGUCGGUCGACAAUAGCGAACAAUCUCUUAUAACUCCUCAUAUCAUUAGAAGAAAUAAUUCUGCUCGAGAGCUCUCAGCGUUCGCUGAGUCGGCAAUGGCUGUAAAUCGCGUUGUACUUCAACACUUUUCCAUUAACUUGGAGGAGCUGACGGAGAAUAGGGAGCCAAGACUGUCCACGUCAUCUACCGAUGACGACAAUCAUCCUUACGGUCACAUGUCCGACUCCAAUAGUGAAUUAUCGGAGAAUAGCAACAAGCACUGUGCGACCCAUUCUUCCAGCGAAUUUGAUACUAGUUCGCGUCAAAAAUCAGGCUCGGUUAAUUCGAGCAUCGAUUUCAACGAUUCGAAAAUCAUCGGGAAGAAUCGAAUAAUAGGUAAAGAUUCCUUUCAACUUUAUGGUCUGUCGCCGCCAAGCGAGAGCAGACUUAUGCAACGUCGUAUUAAGGCACGCUCAAGUUUGAUCGAAUGUCAGAAUAAUAAUUCUGUUAUCGCAUCCCCAAGUGGCUGAAAUUUGACGAUUUUAAAAGAGAGAGAAAUUAAAUCGAUCUUCUUUUUAGAGUAUAAUUCGUCUUUGCUACUAUUUCCCUUUCUGGAAUCGCAAAGGUGUAAUAUACUUUUAUCGAGCGGCUUAGAAAGAGUAACGAUUAUUAGUCUAUGUAAGCGAUUCCUUCAUUCGAUUUAGAAUGAAAUUGGCUUGUAUAAGAAGCAAAGAGAAAAAAAAGAAAAAGUGUGCGGUUAAAAAGAACAAAAAAAGAAAUAAUAAUAAUAAUAAUAAUAAUAACAAUAAUAAUAAGAAUAAUAAUAUUACAACGCUACAAAAAGGACGAUGACGGCGGAAAGAAAAACAAAAACAAAAAAAAAAAAACCCUACGUUAAAAAUAUUUCAUAGUUCUGUAUUGUAUUAAGCGAGAGUAUGAUAAAAACAACAAACGUUUUCAUUGCCUUGUUUCUAUUAACCUUGUUUCUUUCUUUUUGUCCCGCGAAUAUGAAAUUUUUCACCUAUAUUCCAAGCUGUCAACGUCUCUCUCUAUGCGCGAUAUAUGUGUCCGCAUUGUAGUGGUAGGGUAGUGUCGUAUUUUUGUGUACGAGACGACAGUUAUCACGAUGCAGUACUUUGGAAAUAACAUCUACGACGAAAGAAGUUCAUCUUGUAUCGACAUGGCAUCAUUCUUUCUCUCUCUCUCUCUCUCUCUCUCUCUCUCUCUCUCUCCCCCCUCCCUCUUUUUUCCUUUUCUUUUUUAUAUUUCCUGUACCUGACGCGACGAUAACUGUCCUCUCUUACGAAGAAUAGGAUGUCUACGUUGGAUACACUCCAACUCGUGCUCUGGAGCUUACGAUUCGCGUAAUCCUCUUCCCAUCGUUGAAAUUAUAAAACUUUGUCGAAUAUGGACGAAAUAAUAUAUUCCAAAAUCAUUGAUAUUUAUUAUUAUUUAUAAAGGAAAACAAAAAAAAAAAAAAAAGAAGCACACGAGUUGGAACGUUUUCCUUUGCGUGUGUUCUAUGUGAUACACCAUGCUUCUUAUUCCGUUGUGUAUGCUGUGAAGCAAAAAAAAAAAAAUAAUGAAAAGAAAAAGAAAGAAAAACUACACGACAACACAUCCCAUAUCGCGUAACAAUUAGAAGAGAUGGUAUAAUAAAUAAAAAAAAGAAAAGAAAAGAAAAGAAAAGAAAAAAAAAGAUAUAAAAAAAAAAAAGAAAAAUAAAAAGAAUUGAUUUCACAUCAGUUGGCUGUUCUCCGCGAGAUAUGCGAAUCUAACGACGUAUAACAAAACAACACGUAAUAUAGAUCAUUCGGACUUGUGACGACCGUUGAAAUAAUUUUUGUAGUAGUGAUGUAACUUCUUAUCGGAUAUAACUCUCCUGGCCUUUUGCUAAUCAUUAUGAUGAUAGUAUGUAGGAAUACACACUCAUAUAGAAUUUGUACAGGGAUACAAAAAAUAUAUAUAUAUAUAUUAUUUAUAUAUAUAUAUAUAUAUAUAUAUAACAAGAAAUUGCGCGUGCGUAAAACUAACGUUGAAAAUGACUCUUGUCGUGCUUUCAAAAAAGAAAAGAAAAGAAAAGAACAAAAAAAUAAAAAAUGAAGGAAAUUGGGCAUCGUACUCUGCAGCUCGAAUCAUCGUUCGAAUUAAUCCGGAAUCUUUUGAAUGAAUCGAUCGAUAACAAAAACAAAACAAAAAGAAACUAUCUAUAUAUACAUACAUAUAUAUGCACACAUAUAUAUAUAUAUAUAUGUGUGUAUAUAUAUUUUAAUGAGAGGAAUGAAAAGAGAGAAAAGAAAAAGGAGGAAGGCGGGCGAAGGCAAAGAGAAAGAAAGUUUUCUUCCAUUAAUAAUGACUGCUGUUUGGACAUAAUUGAAAGAACGCAAAAGAGCUUGCUUCUUUUAAAUGAAGCAAAAUAUUAUUAUGUAUAAAACGGAGUUUUUCAGAGCGUACGUUGUAAACUAUUGUAUUAUGGUUUUGCUCUCGUUUACUAAAGGGCUAGAUCGGAAGUUUGUAAAAGGUUUUGAAACAAGGUCCAAGAAAUGAGUUGUAAAGAAGAAAAGAAAAGAAAAGAAAAAAAAAAAAAGAGAACAAAAAAGAAGAAAGGCAAGAAGGAAGAUCGAACGAAUGCCAUUUUUAUAGGUGUUUUAAGUAUAUUGUAGAAAAUAGUUCAUAAGAGACAAAUUCACUUUCAGUAAUAAAAAAAAAAAAAAAAAAAAAAAAAGGGAAAAAGAAAAAAAAAAUAAAUAAAUAAAAAAAUAA